Messenger RNA from Podarcis lilfordi (Lilford's wall lizard), 8448 nucleotides. NCBI's taxonomy places the organism in Eukaryota, Metazoa, Chordata, Lepidosauria, Squamata, Lacertidae. The record is from the annotation of a GenBank genome assembly.
GUGACUGUGUUUCUGGGUCCGACUGAGUGGUUGACGCGUCCGUUCUGUCAGAAACCGGCCGGUGAGUUAAGAGAAAGGGUUUUAUGUUCCGCAUUUUCUUGGAGUUUAAAGGGUGCGUGAAAUGUCUGUGUAUUGCGGUCGUUGGGGGUGGGUUUUUGUUUUGUUUUCUGGGGGGUGCAAAGCAGCCUUCAGUACUGCCUACGGAGACAUUGUGGCAGCCAUAGUCACAGCAACCUAUUCCUUCUUCUGCCACCGCCUAUAACAGGCAGCUAGGCCUCGUAACCAUAGAAACUUUCAGAAAGUGCCAACACUCCCUGCCUAGAGAUUUUUCAACACGACGCCCAAUUCCAGCUAAUGAGCUCGUUCCGCUUAGCUCAUGCAGCAGCCCUUGAUUGGACCGCGACACCGGUAGGACGGCCCAAUGAGGCUCGAGGACGGCCGAGAGGAAAGAGAAGGGGAGGGGAAGGAAAGCGACACAACCAAGCCCGACGGAGCGGUGCGCGACGGGGCCUAACGUCAGGGACGUAGCGGACCUAUCGGCUCCGGCCAGCUUAGUGGCAAGCGACCAAUCGGGAGGCUCCAGCGAGAGAAAAUGGGCCAAUAGUGGGACUGCACGCAAGGCCACGGGAAGGUAUAUAAGAGCCGAGGGGGACAUAUGGGCCAAACCGGUGAACUUUGAGUGAGAAAAUCAGAAUUCGGAUUGUUGCGUUUGUCGGAUAGUGCGUGAGGUGACCGCGAGGUCCUGUUACCUAAUACAGGUAAGGCUUGGGGCGGCCUAGUUCUUGAGCGGAGGAAGAGGCGGGGGCCGGGGCCUAACGAGAAGGGGAGGGCGGCUUCUCCAAAUCUAUCGGGCCUUGCGGGGUCCCCCUUGCCCUCAUAAUGCCACUUCGUUCUCAUUUACUCAGGUUCCCAUUGAGAAAAAUCCUAUUGCGGCUCUCGGUCCAAAGCGCGCGCCAUUUUUAUUCGCAUUUCCUGCCAGAUCCAUAUUCUCCCUUGGUGGUGGUGGUUGGGUGGCGAUUGCAGUGAUUACAGUAUUUGGUAUGCAUGCAUGAAUAAAAGGGGUUUGUAUCGCAGAAUAGGAACAGAUGUUUGUGUGGGGUAUUCUUUUUCGUUCCCCCUUGCUCCUUACCUGGGAGAGGGGAUUUUUUUGCAAAAAGCAGAACUUGCUAGAUGUUUCUAUAUGGUGUUGGUUUUGUAUAUUGAUAACCUUUACCGGUUUGGGGUAAAUGGUAAUAGCUGGGUUUCUGGUGACGGGGACAGCGACUACUCCCUUCUCCCACUUCACCUUAUGAGAAUGGUGAAGGCAAAACAGCUGUGGUUGCAGUGAACAACGUUAAUUAUUUGAUUUGAGGCUACUCGUUUUACAGUGACUCCAUAUACCAAAAAAAUGGGGAGGGGGGAGCAGCCUAUCUCUGGCACUGGAUUACAUACUUACUCUUUGCCUUUAAUGUUGGGGUUGUCUGAACUAAAGUUAAGAGGUUGGUAGCCUUUUUUUUGAUGUUAGGUUUUGCAGCUUUUACAUACUGCCUUUCCACAUUAUUUUUCUCGAUGGAUGCCUGUAGAAUUUAGCAGUGUGUGUGGGUUCACAUUCAUGUUUAAGUAUCAUGAGAGCUACAUAUUUUCUUAACCCCUUUGCGGCCUUUUCCUUGAACAGAAAUUUUCCUGGACCUCCUUUGUAUAGGAUUUGGGGUGGGGUGUUUUCUUUGAGCUGCCUGCAUGUUUGCAGGCUGUGGGUCUUGGUAGCCUCUAGUCCUGAUUGGCCCUCCCAGCCUUUGCUAAGGAUGUGUGGGACCAGUAAUGCUUACUCUGUAAAUCUGCCCCCAUUUCCGUUAAACGGGCAUCAUGGUAUUGUCUUUUUGCUCAUAGUAUUGCCACUGAUGGUUGAUUUUACUUAUUACAGGGUUUUUUCUCUCUCUGAUUGUGAAUAUUUGGUACAAGGGCAGAAUGAAGUAUGCCCUUGUCUGCCUGUUGCUCAUUGGCAGUGUAUUUGCUGCUGAUGACGACGACAAAAAGGAGGAUGUGGGGACUGUGGUUGGCAUUGAUCUGGGAACCACAUAUUCCUGGUAAGUAAAAGAAGGGUGCCUAUUUGAUUGACUGGCUUCUGGGUGUCUUGAAUAGCUUAUGGCCACUGCACCAAAAUAUGGCCAAGAUUCUGCACUAGUGUAUGCAAACUAAUUGUACUGUAUUACUAUUUUAAUGCACUUGGUACAAGUCAAGGGAGUAAUAAUACAAUAUCUAUUCAACUCAAACUAUUUUGUUUUAGUGUAGUCUUACAACUAAAAGCUUGAGUACUGGCCAGAAACAUUAGUAUUAGGCUGCCCAGAGGAUACAACUAGCUUGCUUGCUGCACCUCAUCAUAGGGAUCAGAUUUUUUGCUUGAUGUGCUUGAUUUUCUCCUGUUUGUUGUUGGUUUUGUGUGAAUUCUGUUUUUGUUGGUGGUGGUCAUUUUUCCUUGGUUGUGUUAAUGCAUAUUAAUGUACUGUAUUUUAGGUGUAUUAUAUUUUGUGAACCACCCAGAAUAAUAAUAAUAUAAUAAUGAGUGGCUUCCAACAGAAUAUUAAAAUACAAUAAUCUAUUAAACAUUAAAAGCUUCCCUAAACAGGGCUGCCUUCAGAUGUCUUCUAAAAGUCUGGUAAUUGUUUUUCUCUUUGACAUCUGGUGGGCGAGCGUUUCACAGGGCGGGUGCCACUACCGAGAAGGCCCUAUGCCUGGUUCCCUGUAACUUGGCUUCUUGCAGCGAGGGAAUCGCCAGAAGGCCUUUGGCGCUAGACUUCAGCGUCCGGGCAGAACGAUGGGGGUGGAGACACUCCUUCAGGUAUACUGGGCUGAGGCCAUUUAGAUGUUUAAAGUUCAGCACCAACACUUUGAAUUGUGCUCGGAAAUGUAAUGGGAGCCAGUGUAGGUCUUUCAAGGUCGGUGUUAUGUGGUCUUGGCCGCUCCCAGUCACCAGUCUAGCUGCCAAAUUCUGGAUUAGUUGUAGUUUCCGGGUCACCUUCAAAAGUAGCCCCACGUAGAGCACAUUGCAGUAGUCCAAGCGAGAGAUAACUAGAGCAUGUACCACUCUGGCGAGACAGUCUGCGGGCAGGUGGGGUCUCAGCCUGUGUACCAGAUGGAGCUGGUAGACAGUUGCCCUGGACACAGAAUUGACCUGCACCUCCAUGGACAGCUGUGAGUCUACCUCUUCCCGAAUCUGAGCGACUUUAUCUGCAAAAAAUCAUUGCAGGAAAUCAUGUGGCCCGUACUGGUCCCUGAUGUAGCAGGUGGUUCUGCUAAAUUGCGAACUGCCUUAAAGAGCCUCCUGCUGCUGUUUUCUGCAGAUGCAAUAGAGGUGGUGAAGAAAGUCUUCUUCGCCAUUGCUACCACCACUUGGUAGACUCGACAUUGAGCUCUAACCCAUGUCCGGUCAGCUUCAGAAUGAGUUAUACGCCACCGGCGCUCUAGCCGUCUCAGCAAUUGUUUCAUUGCCCUCAGAUCCGUGGAAAACCACGGGGUUGUCCAGGCUCCAUGCAGUCGGAGAGUGCGCUUCGGAGCCAGACAGUUGAUAGCCCUGGCUAACGCCACAUUCCAGCGGGCCACCAGGGAAACUGAUGAAAGGCCAUCAGCAUGGGAUAAAGCAUCCCCUACCACUCUCUGGAAACCAUUUUGAUCUAUUAAGUGGUGGGGGCAGACCAUCCAAAUCGGUCCUACCUCCCUGCAGAGGGGAAGGGUCGCGGAGAAGUCUAGUUUCACCAGGAAGUGAUCUGACCAUGGCAUUUCUUUAGUUUUGCUUUUACUAUUUAAAGAAGCCUUUAAAUAAUACAUAUAUUUUAAAAAGUAACUUCCAUUCUCUUUUACAGUGUUGGUGUUUUCAAGAAUGGGCGUGUGGAGAUAAUUGCUAAUGACCAGGGUAACAGAAUCACACCCUCCUAUGUGGCCUUCACACCAGAGGGGGAACGUCUUAUAGGUGAUGCAGCAAAGAACCAGCUGACUUCAAACCCUGAGAAUACUGUAUUUGAUGCCAAGCGCCUCAUUGGUAGAACAUGGAAUGAUCCUUCUGUGCAGCAGGAUAUAAAAUACCUACCUUUCAAGGUACUCAUUUUGUGCCUUUUAUGUUAUGGUACAGUAGUACCUCAGGUUACAGACUCUGCUAACCCAGAAAUAGUGCUUCAGGUUAAGAACUUUGCUUCAGGAUGAGAACAGAAAUCGUGCUCUGGCGGCAGCAGGAGGCCCCAUUAGCUAAAGUGGUGCUUCAGGUUAAGUACAGACCUCAGGAAUGAAUUAAGUACUUAACCUGAGGUACCACUGUAUAUAUAAAGUACAUUGAACACCUUUUGGUGUGAAAUUUGAACCCAGCCUGUCCCCAGCCCUAGCACUUUCCUAGAGACACUAGGUUACUAAGCUAUGUAUGAAGUGUUUUUCCAGUCCACACAACUUAUAGCUCUGCUUUCACUCUGCUCAAGAUACCAGCAUCAAAGCAUGGGUUAUUCUGCAUCUGGCAACCUGAUGGGCAGGUUGUUUGGUCCUGCCGCAUCCUCAAUGGAACCUCUUUAAGUCCCCCACAAGAUUAAUAUUGUAGAUGUGGUGCUUUUGGUUUUUAACCAUGUCCACUUGUACCUGUCUUUACAGGUCAUUGAAAAGAAGUCCAAGCCCCAUAUUCAGGUUGAUAUUGGAGGUGGCCAAAUGAAGACCUUUGCCCCAGAAGAAAUUUCAGCAAUGGUUCUGACUAAAAUGAAGGAGACUGCUGAGGCCUACUUGGGAAAGAAGGUAAGAUGUUGUUUCAGCUGAAGCACACAAGCAAAAAGAAUAGGCACUGAGGGGAGCCUUUGUGAAUCUACCAUGUAUGGAGACUGGCCAGUGGUUGGUCUAAUCCUUUACUGCUUACUCUAGUUAGCAGCAGGUCUCAGAUGCCUUUCUGAUCUAGAGAUAAUUCUAAACUGGAUUGAACAUGUACUAUUCUGCAUGCAGUUUAAGUGAGCUUUAAUGCCUCCUAACAGGCCUGGCUGCUUGUACAUGAGGAGUCCAUGCCUUCUGGGUUCCCUGGGACAUAAAAUGGAUGGGGGUGGUAGAACUGUUCUCCAAGCUGAGGCAGCCAAUCUGUAGCCUUCUGGAUCUGUUUGAAUUCCAAUUUCCAAUAUCCCUGACAGUUGACAAUGCUGGAUGGGGCUGAUGAGAGCCCAGCAGCAUCUAGAGGGCAACAGGCAAUCCACUCUACGUAGUCUUGAAAGGUGCAUUCUAGACAAUCGGGCUCCCUCCCCCCCCCCCCCAAAACUGUAUUAGAUGUUAAUUUGGAAACAGCAAUCCAAAUUAUUCUCAUUCUUCUCCAGGUCACCCAUGCUGUUGUCACUGUGCCAGCUUACUUCAACGAUGCCCAGCGUCAGGCUACAAAGGAUGCUGGUACUAUUGCAGGGCUGAAUGUCAUGAGAAUAAUCAAUGAGCCGUAAGUAGGGUUUUAAUAGUCUUCUGCCAGUAUUUGGGAUUUAUGUGGGCUUUUCUCACAUUUACCAAACUAACGAGUUGCUCUUACAGGACUGCUGCUGCUAUUGCUUAUGGCCUAGACAAGAGGGAGGGCGAGAAGAACAUCCUUGUCUUUGACUUGGGUGGUGGAACCUUUGAUGUCUCCCUCCUCACAAUUGAUAAUGGUGUCUUUGAAGUUGUGGCAACCAAUGGAGACACUCACCUGGGUGGGGAAGACUUUGACCAGCGUGUAAUGGAACAUUUCAUCAAGCUCUACAAGAAGAAAACUGGAAAGGAUGUUCGGAAGGACAACAGAGCUGUUCAGAAGCUUCGUCGAGAAGUUGAAAAAGCCAAAAGAGCGCUUUCUUCUCAACACCAAUCUAGAAUUGAGAUUGAAUCUUUCUUUGAAGGAGAAGACUUCUCUGAAACCUUGACAAGAGCAAAAUUUGAAGAACUGAACAUGGUAGGUAUCUUGAAUUUUUAAAUGGGUAAUUGCAGUGAUUGCUGUACACAAAACAUAAAAGUGGGAGAGAAGUAAUAAUAAUAAUUAAUUAAUAAUAAUAAGUUUAUUAUUUGUACCCCGCCCAUCUGGCUGGGUUUCCCCAGCCACUCUGGGCGGCUUCCAACAAAGAUUAAAAAUACAUUCAAAUGUCGCACAUUAAAAACUUCCCUGAACAGGGAAGUUUAGAUGUCUUUUAAAUGUUAGGUAGUUGUUUAUCUCUUUGACAUCUGAUGGGAGGGUGUCCCACAGGGUGGGCGCCACUACCGAGAAGACCCUCUGCCUGGUUCCCUGUAGCUUGGCUUCUCACAAUGAGGGAACCACCAGAAGGCCCUCGGCGCUGGACCUCAGCGUCCGGGCAGAAUGAUGGGGGUGGAGACGCUCCUUCAGGUAUACUGGGCCAAUUAUAGUAACAUGUAGUACAUGCGUGUCAUGGGGAAAAUAAAGUGGUGCCCUCCUGUGUGAAAUGUUAUCCCACUCCCAAGACACUAUGCUGGUCAAACUGCACCAACAGCAGAGAAUAAAUUGGUUCCCUAAUGGCUUGAGUCAAAAUUGCUUGUCCUCUAAAAGAUAGCAGUGACUGAUCUUUGUGGAUUCUUCUGUUAAAGACAAAUGAGAUGUUACGAGUAGGCCCAUCUGAUCUCAAAUAUCAUCACACAUGGGUAUCUUGGGGGCAGGAUGUAUCUGAUAAUUUGGUGACUAUCAUCUUGUGGCCUUGUUCUGUGAUUGCCUUUCCACAUCAAUUAAGGGAUUUUAAAUUCUGCUCGUAGGAUCUCUUCCGUUCCACCAUGAAACCUGUCCAGAAAGUCCUAGAGGAUGCAGACCUAAAGAAGUCUGACAUUGAUGAAAUUGUGCUUGUUGGUGGCUCUACUCGCAUCCCCAAGAUACAGCAGCUUGUGAAAGAAUUUUUCAAUGGCAAGGAACCCUCCCGUGGAAUCAACCCUGAUGAAGCUGUAGCUUAUGGUGCUGCUGUGCAGGCUGGCGUACUCUCUGGGGAUCAAGAUACUGGUAAGUCUGAGUGACUUAAAUGCUGCAUUAGGUGUUGGGCAGAGUAGCCUGUACAAGUGAAAAGCUUCCAGUCAGCCUCAUAACUGUUUGGAAUGGAAGAUCUUUGUCUUUGCUGGCUGUCAAGUUUGUCUCUACAGCUAGAUAAAUUAUGGUGAUGCUUCAUCACUUAAAACCUCCUUUUCAUUCUUAGGGGAUCUGGUGCUGCUUGAUGUGUGUCCUCUGACCUUGGGCAUUGAGACUGUUGGUGGAGUAAUGACCAAACUUAUCCCAAGGAACACUGUUGUCCCCACCAAGAAAUCACAGAUCUUCUCCACAGCUUCAGAUAACCAGCCAACUGUGACAAUUAAGGUUUAUGAAGGUAAGUGGCCGACCAACAUCAUUUGGCUUGGAAACUUUUAGAGUAUUUUGUCUUCUGGGCAUUAAAGAGUAAAAGGUGAAUCCAGCACGGCUUAAUUUUGCAAUGCAUGUUUCCACAUUUGUGAGGUUCCUUAACAUGCUUUGAGUAUCACUAGCUGUUGAUUAUUAAUAGAAACACAAGUGAGAUGCCUUUUUAAAAAUAACCUUGUACUUGCAUGAUUACCAGAGUAUAAUCUGAGUGAUUUCAUGUGAAAUGAAAUCCCCCCCCCCCCCCCGUAGGAGAACGUCCUCUUACAAAGGACAAUCAUCUCUUGGGAACUUUCGAUCUGACUGGAAUCCCUCCUGCUCCCCGUGGCGUCCCUCAGAUUGAAGUUACCUUUGAAAUAGAUGUGAAUGGAAUCCUUCGUGUUACGGCUGAGGACAAGGGCACAGGCAACAAAAAUAAGAUCACUAUCACCAAUGACCAGAAUCGUCUUACUCCAGAAGAAAUUGAGAGGAUGGUCAAUGAUGCAGAGAAGUUUGCUGAGGAAGACCAAAAGCUGAAAGAGCGGAUCGAUGCUAGGAAUGAGCUGGAAAGUUAUGCCUACUCACUGAAAAACCAGAUUGGAGAUAAGGAGAAGCUCAGUGGCAAGUUGUCAUCUGAAGACAAAGAAACAAUAGAGAAGGCUGUAGAGGAAAAGAUUGAGUGGCUAGAGAGUCACCAAGAUAGUGAUAUCGAGGAAUUCAAAGCCCAAAAGAAGGAACUGGAAGAGGUGGUGCAACCAAUUGUGGGCAGGUUGUAUGGUAGUGCAGGCCCACCCCCUACUGAGGAAGAAGCAGCAGGAGGAGAUAAGGAUGAAUUGUAGACCUCAGUUUCCUAGAUGUUGGUGCUGUAAAUAUUGGACUUUGAACUUUUGUUUAAACUAUUUGAACUCUAGAUUUGGAAUGUGACCAGAAUCUUCACAUUGAGUGGAGUUGGAAAUGCUAGCCCAAAAGUGGCUGUAUACUGCUUUUCAUUAGCAGUUGAUAAAUGUCCAGCAGGGGGGUGGGCAACCUGACAAGGGGAACGGGUGAAGUAUUGAAACCAUUCUAUUUAACAAGUUGGGUUGUGUGUGUUAUGUGGAGAACUUUUCUACCCUCCAAGUGACAACAAUAAAUUUGUUACUUACACU